This is a messenger RNA of Microdochium trichocladiopsis, 2409 nucleotides long. RefSeq names its product tubulin-tyrosine ligase family-domain-containing protein. Gene Ontology annotation, cellular component: P-body. Gene Ontology annotation, molecular function: hydrolase activity. The coding region runs from base 1 to 2409 and encodes 802 amino acids. Gene Ontology annotation, biological process: protein modification process. The record is from RefSeq and is a predicted model, not a curated record. NCBI's taxonomy places the organism in Eukaryota, Fungi, Ascomycota, Sordariomycetes, Xylariales, Microdochiaceae. The transcript is spliced from 4 exons.
AUGCAUAUACUGGUCACCAAUGACGACGGCCCUCCAUCCGUCAGCACUUCGCCCUUUGUCCACCAGCUCAUUCGUGAUCUCCAGGCCUCCGGACAUGUGGUCUCGGUUUGUCUGCCGCACUCACAGCGGUCAUGGAUAGGAAAAGCACAUAUUAUUGGCCAGACCGUGAAGCCAACCUACUAUAGACCCUCUGAGCACUUUGACGUCACUCUGGACCCGGAUAGCUCGAGGCCUCAGGGUUCGACACAUACACGACCAUCACAGAACGGGGAAGAGGAAUGGGUUCUGGUGGACGGAACUCCAGCGAGUGCAGCACAAAUCGGUAUUCAUCACCUGUUCAAGCACCGUGGUCCAAUCGAUCUCGUUGUCAGCGGGCCAAAUUAUGGUCGCAACUCAACUUCCGUCUUUGCGCUGAGCUCUGGUACCUUGGGAGGGGCUCUCGAGGGAGCCGCCUGCAGGAAGAAAUCCAUUGCAGUAUCUUAUGCUUUCUUCUCUAGGAAGCACGACCCUACGAUCAUCAAUGCGGCCAGCAAGCAUGCUGUCAAGGUCAUCGAGGCUCUAUACGAGGCAUGGCCCUCGGACGGGAGUGUCGAUGUGUACACGGUCAAUAUUCCUCUCGUGCAGGAUGUUGGCAAGAAAGCAGUCUUCACCGACGUACUACAAAAUUACUGGGACGACGCCGACGGCGGCUGCUUCGAGGAGGUUGAGGGCAGUGUCGGAGAUGAGGAGGAGGAGGAGGAGCGCAUCCGUGAGCGCGAGCAGGCUGCCACCUCGAUCCCAACCACAGAUGACCAGACCACCAAAAUUUCGACGGUAUCCCAUCGGCACUUCAAAUGGGCCCCAAAAUUCUCAGGUGUCUACCGAAGCGUUGAAGAGGCCCCUCCUGGCAACGACGGCUGGGCCUUGACUCAAGGGUUUACCAGUAUCGCUUCCUUGAAGGCCAACUUCCAGCAGGCAGCCCCUCAUCUCCACGGCCAAGAAUUGAAAUUGUCAGGUCUUAUCGCUACAGCCCAAGAAACGACCUCAUCAAAACCUUUGGGGACGACAACGCUUGCACUAAGACCAAAAAAUCACUUUUACGCUCUUAUCGACUACGGGGAUGCGUACGUGCAGCCGCUGAUCCUUGACGCCUUAAACAAGGUAUUUCCUCGUGAAACCUUCACUUUGUUGGCAUCGCCCAAGCGGUCGACAGAUGCGGAUGACGCCCUAGAGAUAACCGUAAGGUCUCUCUUGCCUGAAAAUGCCCCAGAAGACGCAAAGAUACUGCAGAUCACUCAGUACGAGUCGAUAGACUGGGAUUACGUCGGCACGCAUCCACGAACAUGCCUGGUAAAUAGUUACAUGCUUCGAAAAGCGCUCAUCCGCAAACAUUAUCUCUCGGCCACCGUGGAGAAUUGGGUGGCCAAACGACCUGACUCGUCCUUGAAGACCCAUGUCAAGAGGAGUGAAGCCUUCGAAGUGGACUAUGCCGAAUUCCUGGACGAUUCCUUGAUUGAGGCAUUCGAUUUGAGGGCCAGCAUGGAGAAGAACGAACAGAUGACUGCCAAUGAUGCAUCUGUUGAGAGUAUCGAGUGGUGGAUACUGAAGCCAAGCAUGAGUGAUCGUGGUCAAGGGAUCCGAUUGUUCAGCACUAUGGAGGAGCUGCAGGCAAUCUUUGACGAGUGGGAAGAUGACGAGGCCGACGGAGAUGAUCAGCAAGACGACACCGGCAUCAAUGCCAGCCACCUACGCCACUUCGUUGCACAGCCUUACAUAAAUCCACCACUGAUUUUAAGUGGUGAUGAUCGCAAGUUCCAUAUACGAACCUACGUCGCUUGUGUUGGAAGCCUAGAUGUCUAUGUUUACCGACAUAUGUUGGCACUCUUUGCUGGAAAGCCUUAUGUGGCGCCUGGUGCAGCAGCCAAGAGCACAUCUACGGACAGUCCAGAUGCCAUCGACCUGGAGUCGCAUUUGACGAACACAUGCCUUCAGCGCUCUGUGGCGGACAAUACCGUUCAGCAAUUCUGGGACGUUUCGCUGCCUCAGACAACCAAGGAGCAUAUCUUGAAACAGGUGUGCGACAUCACAGGUGACGCAUUUGAGGCUGCAGCACGAGGCAUGAUGAUGCACUUCCGGCCGCUCGACAAUGCUUUCGAGAUAUUUGGGCUCGACUUCCUGGUUGACGCGACUGAGCAUGUCUGGCUACUCGAGGUCAAUGCCUUCCCGGACUUCAAACAGACGGGUGCGGAGUUGCAGAGUCUUGUCGAGGGACUUUGGGAGAACGUACUGAGGGUCGCAGUUGGCGGGUUCUUGGGCAGUGAGCACGGGCAGACGGCGUGUGCUGCGGGGGAUGCGAAAGAUCGUUCCAGUCAAAAUCGUGACUUGAUUUUGGUCCGCAAGAUUGAGCUUGGUGCGCAAUUUGGCGCGUAG